Molecule: messenger RNA, 880 nt
Organism: Agrilus planipennis (emerald ash borer)
Lineage: Eukaryota; Metazoa; Arthropoda; Insecta; Coleoptera; Buprestidae
Product: pyridoxine-5'-phosphate oxidase-like
Exons: 4
Coding region: 395-778 (127 amino acids)
Biological process (GO): pyridoxal 5'-phosphate biosynthetic process; pyridoxine biosynthetic process
Molecular function (GO): FMN binding; pyridoxamine phosphate oxidase activity
Source: RefSeq, a predicted model, not a curated record
UAAAUGGUAAUAAAAAUAGUUCAAUAAUAAUAAAAAGAUGCGGAAAAGUUUCUCUGCGUUCUGACUUUUUUGUUUAAUGGUUAUUAUGUGUAUGAUAUAUUUCAGACAUUUUCACGUUACGCCAAAAAUUGAUAUCGAACAAAUAUAAAAAAGUAGGAUAAAACUAUUACAUUCGAUAAUGGCUAUUAUGUUACUUUAUGUUGAGUUUUUGACGAAAACAGAUAAGAAUUACUAAAUAGAAUGUUAACCUUGAAAAUGUAAUUGUUACAUUUUCCAAGUGUUUAGUACUAUGAUAGUAAAAUAAUAAUAAAUUCCGUUUUUUAGUAACAAUAAAUUGCAAUUAUUCAGAAAUAAAAUUUAUAUUUGUCAAAGAAUAAUUGUGAGAAAAAUCGAUAUGGAUAUAAGUGGUAUGCGACACGAGUAUAACACCAGAAUCAAUUUACUUUUAGAGGAAAAUCUGCAGUCGAAAGAUCCCUUUGUUAUUUUUGAUCAAUGGUUUAAUGAAGCAAAGAAAUGUGAUAAAAUAAUUGAGCCGAAUGCUAUGUGUCUUGCUACUGCUAAUAAGAAUAGUGUACCUUCUGCAAGAUUUGUUCUUUGUAAAGGUUAUGGAAAUAAAGGCUUCAAAUUUUUCACUCAUUAUACUAGUAGGAAAGGACAGGAAUUGGAGGAAAAUCCACAGGCAGCCUUGACAUUCUAUUGGGCUCCAUUUAGUAGAUCGGUAAAAUCUUGUUCUUUUAAUAUAUUAAUUACGCAUGACAUUAAUUAUAACACAUGCUAACAAUUGAUUACAAUUUACUGUAGUAUAUUUUUUGCGAGUGAAAGGAAUUACCUUGUGGAUAACCUUUAAGCUUCAUUUAUUAUUUUAAUAAAUGAAAAUAAA